Molecule: messenger RNA, 1382 nt
Organism: Camellia sinensis
Lineage: Eukaryota; Viridiplantae; Streptophyta; Magnoliopsida; Ericales; Theaceae
Gene: PXN
Product: Mitochondrial substrate carrier family protein
Biological process (GO): transmembrane transport; nucleotide transport
Source: RefSeq, a predicted model, not a curated record
GAACCUUCCCAUCAACAUACCAACCUUCGCUACAGCCAAAGUCAUAGAUGGUCUUCCUCUCUCUCUCUCUCCAUAAAACUCUCUCUUUCUCUUUCUAAAACUCGAAUUAGAUCUCGUUUUCCCUCGACAUUUUCCCGAGAAAACAAUGUCCGACGCCUUGAUCAAUGGACUCGCCGGUGCCGGUGGUGGAAUCAUCGCCCAGCUCAUCACCUAUCCUCUCCAAACUGUCAAUACAAGGCAACAAACGGAAAGAUAUUUGAAGAAAGAGAAGAGGAAACUUGGGGCUAUAGACCGAAUGUCUCAGGUUGUUAAUCAAGAGGGAUGGACUCAGCUAUACGGAGGCUUGACGCCCUCGCUGGUCGGUACGGCUGCGUCUCAGGGUGUUUACUAUUAUUUCUAUCAAAUAUUUAGGAACAAGGCUGAAGCUGCUGCACUUGAACAUAGAAAAAAAGGGGUUGGUGAUGGAUCAGUCGGGAUGUUCUCAUCACUUGCGGUGGCUGCUUUAUCUGGGUGCAUAAACGUGCUGCUGACUAAUCCCAUAUGGGUAAUUGUUACGCGCAUGCAGACUCAUACAAAGAAAUCCCAACCUAGUCAUCCUCAAUCUAUUGAUUCAGACGAAGCAGUUCUUGCUGCAGUGGAGCCUCCUCCCUAUGGAACUAGCCAUGCAAUUCAAGAAGUUUAUGGUGAAGCUGGAGUUUCGGGAUUUUGGAAAGGUGUUUUGCCAACAUUGAUCAUGGUGAGCAAUCCCUCCAUACAGUUCAUGCUAUAUGAAACCCUGUUGAAGAAGCUGAAGCAAAGACGUGCUUUGAAUAACAAGGAUAACAAUGGUAUAACUGCUCUGGAGAUAUUUCUGCUCGGAGCUUUAGCAAAACUUGGAGCCACUGUCGUAACAUAUCCUCUUCUGGUUGUGAAGGCAAGACUUCAAGCAAAGCAAGUUUCUGGCGGAGACAAAAGGCAUCAUUAUAAAGGCACUUUGGAUGCAAUCAUGAAGAUGGUACGCUACGAAGGGUUCUAUGGCUUUUACAAAGGGAUGAGUACAAAAAUCGUACAAAGUGUACUUGCAGCUGCUGUCUUGUUCAUGAUUAAGGAAGAACUCGUCAGAGGUGCUCGUUGGUUGCUAACGAAGGAUGCCAGUAAUGCUGUGAGAUCAAAGCGCCUCCAUAACUGAAACUGUGUGUGUUUUGUGGGACAAUCAGAACAAGGUGUUGCUAAUAUUAAGGUGCUUUAUUGGGGCAGAAUGGGGGGGGGGGGGACUUUGUAACUUGUAGUACUAAAUUGGGAUAUUAUUGGAUUUUAUGGGGACCAAUAUGAUUGUUGCACAAUGUUGAACUUUUAAGGUGCAUUUUUUGGUGAUUUUGCAUGAUGGAACUACAAAGUAGCUA